Molecule: messenger RNA, 1794 nt
Organism: Yarrowia lipolytica CLIB122
Lineage: Eukaryota; Fungi; Ascomycota; Dipodascomycetes; Dipodascales
Biological process (GO): signal transduction
Cellular component (GO): nucleus; cytoplasm; nucleotide-activated protein kinase complex
Molecular function (GO): protein kinase binding
Source: RefSeq, a predicted model, not a curated record
AUGAUUGAAUACACGUUUGUUUGGCCCCACUCCGGGUCACACAUCAUCGUGACCGGAUCUUUCGACAACUGGACCCAGUCGCUGACCCUCUCUCCUUCUUCCGCCGGCCACUCGCACACUGUGGCGAUUCCGGUGGAAAAAACGCUGUUCAAGUUUGUGGUUGACGGCGAAUGGAAAGUGGACGAGUCAUUUGCCACCGAGACGGACGAGCACGGCAACAUCAACAACGUGCUCUCGCUCGAGAUGCUGGAACAACUUGAGGGAGACGACAUCCAGGAAAUCACCCAGGACAUCCCGGGCGCCUUUCCCCAUGAGGAGGGCGUGCGACCACGUGAUGAGGGCCCGUACUCGGCAGAAGGUGUUUCUCACGAUCUGCAGCCUUCUCAUUUGGACCCUGCUGCUCAAUCCAAGCUUGAGAAUGCCCUUGAGAGCAAGCAAGCGGCGGUUGAGUCCGGCGAGUUGGCUCCCAUUGCCGGAAUUAACAGGGAUGUUCGAGGGCAAGAUUAUGGAGCUCCGGGGGCUCCUGUGGCUGUUCUCGUUGAUUCUUCCGCUCCUGGAACUGCUCCUGUUGACUCAUCCGCUUCUGACCCCCUUGGUGGUGCUGACACUUCCCCGACGGACUCUGUGGAUCCCCUGUCCAAGAUGGAGUCCCCCAAAUCGCCCAAAUCCCCUUCCGCUAAAUCACCCAACAAACAUGCGAUUCCCGUGGCCAGCUACGGAUUCCCCGAAAAGACCGAAACUGCUGCUGAAACAGGACCGUCGGCAGCCCAUGCAUCCAUCCCGGCAGCAGCAGCGGCACACGCAUUGACGAUGCACGAUCUACAACCGUCGGCAUUGGACCCGCACGCCGCAGCGACGCUGGACCAAACCAUCUCGACCAAGUACUCCGCGGUCGAGUCGGGCGCGAUUUCGCCGGUCGACUCCACGGGCCAGUCACGUGCAGUGCCGUCGACCCCGACUCGUGGCCGACACGACUCUGAAUACGACCAUGUGACGGAGCUGCGCGACGAGGCGUAUUCAGACAAAGGCGACGCGCACACGCAGCAGUCUCGUGACAAGGGCAAGGCACGUGCCGAGGGUAAUCCCACUGCUCCCUCUGUGGUACCCCCCAGUCCCGGCAUUGGGUCUGGAUUCGACGAGGUCAAGCCCAAGAAGAAGGAUGUGGCGUUUGGAGAGGUGAGUGAGGUUGGGGGCUCUCGGUUCCACGAGAACGAGACAGCUCCGUCUUCUCCGACGCCCAUGAGUCCCCAUUUGGCGUCGUUGGCUCAACGAGAGGGCAUUCCUCUGGAGGGCGACUCCGCGGGCGUUUCUGCCUCUGCUUCUCCUUCGUUCGGCUCGCCCGCCGCCUCUACCAAAGGAGGUGUUGGUGUUGGUGGUGGGGCUGGGGCUGGGGCUUCUAUUCCUACAGCUUCUACUCUGGACCCCUCCACCGCAUCUAGUGUGCAUUCUGCCGCCGCCACCAAGAGUGUGGCACCCGGUACGCCUUCCAGCACCGCUCUGAAUCUCAAUGUCCCUGUUGGGGGUUCGGAGGGUGCAACUACAGAUUCGUCUGUAGGUGGAGCUGCUCCGAUUGCCGCAGGUACAACUGCUGCUUCUGCUGCUCCAGCUACUCCAGUGGCUUCUGCUCCGGUUGCUCCAACCGCCGACGUAGUGGCUGCUCCGGCGACCGCGUCGACCCAUGCCUCGGUGGCCUCGGCGCCCGCCACCGCUGCCGAUGUCACUAUUACCGCGGGGUCCUCCAAGAAGGAGAAACGACGAUCCAUUUUCAGAAGGUUUAAGGAUAAGAUGUUUUAA